Molecule: messenger RNA, 735 nt
Organism: Abrus precatorius (Indian licorice)
Lineage: Eukaryota; Viridiplantae; Streptophyta; Magnoliopsida; Fabales; Fabaceae
Product: ethylene-responsive transcription factor ERN3-like
Exons: 1
Coding region: 1-735 (244 amino acids)
Biological process (GO): regulation of DNA-templated transcription
Molecular function (GO): DNA binding; DNA-binding transcription factor activity
Source: RefSeq, a predicted model, not a curated record
AUGGAAUAUCAAAACGAAAAGGGCAAAGAUGAGAGGUUCAGUGGGAAACUGAAGAUGAAGAACAAGUCCAAGUUUGUUGGGGUGAGACAAAGAGCUUCUGGGAAAUGGGCAGCAGAGAUCAAAGACACAUCAAAGAAGAUUAGGAUGUGGCUUGGUACUUAUCAAACUGCUGAAGAAGCUGCUAGAGCUUAUGAUGAAGCUGCAUGCCUCCUUAGAGGUUCAAACACUCGCACCAACUUCUCUACUCAUCAUGGCAUUGCCACCAAUUCUCCUAUAUCUAUCAAACUAAGAAACAUCCUUGAUCGUAAAGCCAUCUCAAGUCAACUUCAAAUUCAAAACCAAUCCUCUAAUAUAAGCCCCACUUUCCAACCAAAUGGUGCUACUACCAUUAAUAAUAUCAUGGACAUGGUAGACAACCCUACAUGUAGCAGUGAAGGUAAGUCUUUGUUUUGGGUUCAUAACCAAGUCUCUGAUAAUCCGUAUGGGAUAGAUAUGAAUAAUAUGAUCAACUGCUCAAUGGGAAUUGUAUCAAAUACAUCGCACUUUGAUUAUUCUUGGCCAUUAGCUCCACAAAGGAUUAACGAGCUACCAACACCAAAAGAUGUUUUGAAUGUAGAAAGCCAAUUGUCAGACUCCCUAUAUGCCAUGAAUGAAUGCCACGUAGAGGAUACAUAUGAAUAUAAGUAUGAUUAUGAUGCCAAUUAUCCUCUCUCCCACUUUUCCUGCUUCACUUGA